AUGUCGAGAUCGUUACUAUCUCGAUUAAGUGGGUUGAGCCUACGCUCAAGCAAGAGAUACUUUAGCUACACGCCGGCUGCAAGUGAAGAAAUAAUCGUCACCACUACAUCGACAACCACAACUACAACCACCACCACAGAAUCCACAAACAACAAUGUCACUUUUGAUGAGCAACUUCCACGCACUAAUUCAUUCAGCAGAAACCAUAAGCCCACUCAAUCAUAUUUGCCUCAUCAAGUGACUGAGAACUUGACUGUGUCUGAAUUAAACAAAAUACGUACAACUCCCACUUUGAUGACAUUUUAUGGCGGAAAUCCCAUACAUGAAAGCAAUAUGAAUCACUUGAGGAUGUUGUUGCGUAAAUAUCAAUAUUUACCAACUAAACCACUCAGCGAUGAGGAAUUGCAGAGUAGGAAAUUUUUAGGGUAUGAAGCUUACAAGGAACGUACACAAUCAGGAACAAGAGUAAAGAAAAUCCAUUAUCGAGAUUUGAUAUCGAGUUUGAAUCGAUUGAGAACCAUUGAUUCCCAAUUGAUGCCCGUUGAAGUUAUAAAUACAUUGAAUAGUUACUACUCCACGUCAAUCAACAAGACAGCCAUGAGUAAGAAAAUCAAACAAUUGGAUGAAUUUGGUCGUGCCAAGGCUCAAGCAAAGAGGAAAGCAGCAUUAGCUAAAAUCUACUUGGUUAAGGGUGAUGGAUCAAUCUUGAUCAAUGGUAAAAGCGCAGUUGAAUAUUUCACAAAUGUUUAUGCUAGAAAGAAUUUGGUGUACCCUUUCCAAGUAGUUGAACAAGAAGGCCAAUACAAUGUAUUUGCUGAAGUAAGUGGUGGUGGAUAUACUGGUCAAAGCGAAGCUGUCAUGUACGCCAUAGCUAAAGCUCUUGUUGUUUUCAAUCCAUUAUUGAAACCUAGAUUGUCUAAAGCUGGAUUGAUGACCAGUGAUGCAAGAGUCGUUGAGAGAAAGAAGCCAGGUAAGGUCAAAGCUAGAAAAUCGCCAACUUGGGUCAAACGUUAG
This is a messenger RNA of Lodderomyces parapsilosis, 1014 nucleotides long. It is a transcript of the gene MRPS9, whose product is annotated as mitochondrial 37S ribosomal protein uS9m. Bases 1 to 1014 code for a protein of 337 amino acids. The transcript has a single exon. Lineage: Eukaryota; Fungi; Ascomycota; Pichiomycetes; Serinales; Debaryomycetaceae. Gene Ontology annotation, cellular component: ribosome; mitochondrial small ribosomal subunit. Gene Ontology annotation, molecular function: RNA binding; structural constituent of ribosome. Gene Ontology annotation, biological process: translation. The record is from RefSeq and is a predicted model, not a curated record.